Molecule: messenger RNA, 1800 nt
Organism: Naegleria gruberi
Lineage: Eukaryota; Heterolobosea; Eutetramitea; Acrasida; Naegleriidae
Exons: 1
Coding region: 1-1800 (599 amino acids)
Molecular function (GO): protein binding
Source: RefSeq, a predicted model, not a curated record
AUGAUCAAGAAACCAGAACUCUUUUCCGACGAUAUUUGUUUUGAAAUUCUUUCCCAUUUGGCAAAUGAUUGGAAAUUUAUUUUCACAACUUGUUCAUUAAUUUCUCAACAAUGGCUAAAUGUUAUUAAACACAAUUCAUCAUUGUUGAAUCUUUCCAUUUAUUUUAAUCAAAAACUAAAUGAUGAACAGAAAAAUCAAAUGUCAAAAUGUGAAUUAUUAACAUGUUUAUCCAAUGUGAAAGUUUAUUCAAAGAUUGCGAAAUGGUUUUGUACAAAUAUUGGAAUAUUCAUGAAAGGAAUGAUUAGAUUAGAAAUUAGCUAUUGUCGUUUGGAAGCAGAAGAUGUCAAUUUUAUUGGUGAAAUGAAGCAAUUAACUGAACUUGAUAUUAGUUUAAAUAAUAUUAAUUGUAAAGGAGCUAUUACUAUCAGUCAAUUGAGUAAAUUAACUAAACUCAAUGUUUAUCAAACCAAAAUGGGUGUUGAAGGUGCUAAAGAACUAAGUAAAUUGAAAGAACUAACAUCCCUCGAAAUAGGAGACAAUCAUUUAAAAUCUGAAGGAGCAGCUCACAUUGCCCAAAUGAGAAAAUUAACAUUCCUUGAUAUUAAUACCAAUAUGAUUGGAAAUGAAGGUAUUGAGCUGAUAAGUAGAAUGGAACAAUUAACUGAUUUAGAUGUUAUGGAUAAUAAUAUUCGAUCAGAAGGUGUUAAAUCACUCUGUAAAAUGAAACAUCUUACUAAUCUAAAUAUUGGAAACAAUCCAAUUGAAGAUGAAGGGGCUAUAUUAUUAGGUGAAAUGAAACAAUUGAAAAAUCUCAUUACAGCUUGCAACAAUAUUGGGAUGAAAGGAUUUAGCUCACUUAGCACAUUACUCAAUUUGGAAUCACUUGUUAUACUUGGAUUAGAUGGUAAAUCUACUGAUUUCAUUCGUGAAAUGAAUCAAUUAACUCGUCUUGAAUUUUAUGGUUCUAACCUUGAGCCAAAAGGUUUCGAUCCAAUUAGUCACCUGUCCAAUUUAACAUUUCUAACUAUAAGGGGUCGAAAUAUUGCUGAUGGUGACUUGGAAUGUAUUGGUCAAUUUAAAAAGCUGACCACACUUAAUGUACCAUCAUGCAAUAUUAAUCAAGGAUUUAAAUCAAUUUGUGGGUUGAAGAAUUUAACAUUCCUUGACUUGAGCUAUAACAAAAUUGAAAGUGUUGAAUCAAUUACUAAUUUGAAGAGUUUGACACAACUUGACAUCAAUGGGAAUCGAAUUGGACAUGAAGGAGCAAAAUCUAUCAGUCAAUUAGACAAUUUAACUAAUCUCCAAAUCGGUCAUAAUUUAAUACAAGAUGAGGGAAUCAAGUAUUUAAGUACUAUGCAGUGUUUAACUACUCUGGGUGUGGCUGAAAAUCAAAUAAGCAUUGAGGGUGCCAAGUUCAUAAGCAAAUCUCAUCAAUUGACUUCACUUGAUCUCACAAACAACGUUAUCGAAACUGAAGGAGCCAAAAUUUUGAGUGAGCUCAAUAAUUUGACAGGGUUAUUUGUUUAUGGAAACAGAAUUAGAGAUGAAGGAGCCAAAUAUAUCAGUACUAUGCAACAAUUAACAAUUCUUGAUAUUGCCUAUAAUGAAAUAACAGAUGAAGGAGCAAAAGCAAUAAGUAAUCUCGAUCAACUAUCGACACUUUAUAUUUAUUCAAAUGAAAUUUGUGAUGAAGGAGCAAAAUCCAUUUGUGGAAUGAAACAAUUGACCAUUCUUGAUAUUGACUAUAAUGUACUUAGUGAAGAAGUAUCCAAUCAAUUAAGAAUGGAAUACCACAACUAA